AUGCUGCACUCGCUGUAUAUUAUCAACAAGGCUGGCGGACUCGUCUACCAGCAGGAUUUGAGUCCCGCAGCGCCCAAACUAAGCUCAAACGAUCACUUGCGUCUGGCCUCAACUUUCCACAGUAUGCAUGCGAUCGCUGCGCUGGCUGCGCCAACACACUCGGGUGGUAUCGAUAGCUUAGAGACAAGCACCUUCCGUCUGCAUUGUCUACAGACGCCCACCGGAAUCAAGUUCUUUAUUACAGCGGCGCUGGGCACGGCCGAUCUAGACGUAGCGCUUCAGACAGUCUACGAGCUUUACGUUGACUACGUACUUAAGAAUCCGUUUUAUGAGCUGGAGAUGCCCAUACGCUGCAGCCUAUUUAAUAAUGGUCUUAAGACUUUUGUGGACAAAUUUAACCUCGAUAGUAUUAGGCGUCGUCCCCAUACGAGCAGCGGCACUGAUGUCUUUUAUUGA
Molecule: messenger RNA, 456 nt
Organism: Plasmopara halstedii
Lineage: Eukaryota; Oomycota; Peronosporomycetes; Peronosporales; Peronosporaceae
Product: trafficking protein particle complex subunit partial
Exons: 2
Coding region: 1-456 (151 amino acids)
Biological process (GO): endoplasmic reticulum to Golgi vesicle-mediated transport
Cellular component (GO): TRAPP complex
Source: RefSeq, a predicted model, not a curated record